Molecule: messenger RNA, 4856 nt
Organism: Rattus norvegicus (Norway rat)
Lineage: Eukaryota; Metazoa; Chordata; Mammalia; Rodentia; Muridae
Gene: Prknl1
Product: parkin RBR E3 ubiquitin protein ligase like 1
Source: RefSeq, a predicted model, not a curated record
UUCCCUUCCACCUAAUGAAGCACUUCAGCAUCCUCUGUCUCAUCCUUGUCUGCAUCGGCUUCCUAAAAGCUCUCAUGGGUGCGGACAUGGGCUUCAUCAAAAGCCAUUCCCUGAAGAGCAUCACUAACUCUAUUUUAGUCAGCGUUCUCUAGGGAAGCAGACAUCAUAAAAUGAGCCUACAUAGCCAAAACCAGGAACAACUGUUGCAUCAAUGGCUGUGUCCUGGUGGGAAAUCCAAGAAUCUAGUGUUGUUCGGUGUGGGUGAGGCUGGAUGUCUCUGUUGGUCUUCAGCAUGUGCAAGAAUCCUGAAGAAGAAGAAGGGAGAGAGGGUUGGACUUCCCAAUGAGAGUGAGGGCAAGCAGGUGAAGAGCAUGAACCUCCGUCCUCCAUGUCCUUAUACCAGCAGACACCAGAAUGGGUGGCCCAUGAUUAAGCUGGAUCUUCCCACAUUAAAAGAUCUGGGCUUAGGUUUGGUCUUCUCACUUCAAAUCAUUCAGUCAAGAAAAGUAUCUCACAGGCUUGACCAGGAGCCUGGCUUUAGUAGUCACAUUGACAAGCAAUAGCCUCACAGUAUCCAUCAUAUAGGGACAUCCCCAAGCCCCAACUGACCGACAACUGCCUCACAUGGCUUGUCCCACAUGGGCUAUCGAAGUCACUUAUCAAUACUACAUCCAGGUCUAUCUGCCCCUCUGUGCUCGUUUUAUGACAUUUGGCGCACAAGUAUUUGCGUCUUCUUUUGAAACUUUUUUUAUGUGUAUGAGAGUUUGUGUGCCUGUUUUAUGUAUUGCCCCCAACAAGACAAAGGAUGAACAUUGGAUCCUCAAAACUAUCUUACAGAUGAAUUCAUGACAUCACAUGAGCCCUGGGAACUAAACCCGGGUGUUCUGCAAGAGCAGCCAUUGUUCUUACCUUGGCCAGCUCUCUGACUGAUUACUGCGUCUUCCUCACACACCGUUCCCUUUACUAAGACGUAGUGGCCUUGUGCAUCUCUUCCCGCUAAUCUUUGUUGAGAUACAAUGUGUCAGGGGAAGUAGAAACCCUUCCUUGCUCACUUCUGACUCCCACAUGCACGUCGGCCUGUCUGCCUCUCCCCUGGAGCCAUGUGCUUCUUUGUCAGUGAGAUGUGUCUGCAGCAGCAAAUCCUCGGGCUGUGCGUGUCCGUUCACCCUGCAGGUGGAGAGUUAAGACCUUUACAGGUCACGCUUCUACUGAGAGAGAUUUGCUGACCUCUCCAAAGUUGUUACUCUUCUUUCUUUUAAAAAGAUUUGUGUUUUCAGUUAUGUGUGUUGUGUGUCUAGGUGUGGUCAUGAGUGCACAUGUGUGGGUGAUUGUGAGGCAGGAAGGGAGUGCUGGAUUCCAUGGUUCUGGAGGAGUUGCAGGAACUUGUCAGCUGUCUCCUAUGGGUGCUGGGAACAGAAUCUGCAAGAGCACUGUAGACCUGUGAGUGCUGAGCCAUUGCCCCAGGCCUGAUUUCUUGCCUUAAAGCAAACAAAACAAACAAACCAACAAACCAACAAACCCACCUUUCACAGGAAGUUUUUUUAGUUUACCCCAGUGGACACCACAAAUGGAUUUUUUCCUGGCUCUCCUGGUUUGCCUAGCCUUCCUAUGAAAAGUAUUCUUUCUUAUGCUCUUGGGAAUGAACCUGCCUGUCUUCUCUCUCUGUUACAUAGUAUUCUUGAAAGUAUCUGCUGGGGACACUGGCUGAGUGCUCCUGAACUCCAUUAGUGGGUGCUUAGCCCAGAGUUCCUGUCUUUCUCCAUCCGUUUUAAAGGCUAACACGACUGGCUAUGGUGAUCCUGAUUGGCUGUUACUGAAGGGUUAGAAACACCCUGUCCCAUGCUUCACUGGACAUCGAGGGUCCUGAAGAGAAGGGUGAUGUUGUUCUGAUGGGCUUCCCCUCAUGAACUGGUAUUGUUGUUUCCUCUUGCAGCCUUCACUGUUGUGUCUGUGCUCUGCUGACAUAGUAUUGUAGACACAAUGUGUGAUGCAUGUUUCUUCUCUGCUCAUGUGUGAGAGAUCCUAAAUAACUCGUGUGAUGGAAUAUCUGGGAUUUCUCUAGCUUGGAAGAAUGUUGGGCUACGAUUCUGUUGUGCAAAUUUUUUUCUCAUCAAUUUGUACCUCAGUCCCUUCUUUUUCCUCUGUGUAUUCUCAGUCUCUUCAUCGCGUCAGAGUCGGCCAAGCCCUUGCCAUUCCUAUGUGGUUUUGUUUUCUUUUAUUUGUAUCUGGAUGUAUGUGUCUUCUAGGCUAUCAGUGACGGUUUGUGCUGUGUUUUGUGUGAUUCAUUUGUAUCUGCAGAUUUACUGCCUGUUUUCAUCACAAUCUCACCUGUGUUGUUGACUUUCUAGCCUAGGCUCUGGAUUUAUUUCCAGACUUCACCCAUGUGCUUGUUUGUACUGGGGGAAGGGUAACCAUCAUGUCUGCAAGGAGAGCGUGAAUGCUCUCCUUGGCAGUUCAACCAUUUCAGUCUCCUUGGAGUCUGAAGAUCUGUCUUCACGGUUUGUGUGUUUGUGAACACACAUUGAAAUAGAUAAUUCUUCCAGAUUUGUUUCAGGCUCUCCUUAGUGAGCACCCUUCUCUUGAAACCACAACUCCAAGUACCUCUCAAAGAGGAGAAAGAUUCUCUCAUGACGGUGCAUCAUGAAGCUCUCUGGAAAUACACUCAAACCAAAUAAAGGCAAUUGCUCUGCUACCACAAACCACAAAGAGGAGAGCGGGAACACGAGAAAGAGUGGGCUCUGAAGUAAAAUUUACCUAUGGUAAAAGUAGAAAGCAUAGUUGAAUGAAGGAUGGCUGGGCAGGCUGGGAGGGCUAAUGCUUGGCCAGAAACCUAAGGAUCCAGGAAUGAAUCCCUAGAAGCCACUGAGGAAAAACCGGUUGGUUCCAGAAGGUCAAAAUGCAGUGGGCUUAUGGGAGGGGAUGUGGAGUCAGAUUCCCAGAGGGGUGUGGGCCAUCUGCCCCAUUAUACACAUCAGAAACACUACAGAGAACCUGGGUCACACAGGUUGGAGGAGCGGACUGAUAUUCUGUUCAACGCUGUUCUCAGGACUCCACAGUUUGUAUAUGUUGUAUGCCUAGUUCAGGCACAAAUACACAUGGGCAAGUGCGUGCUCACGCAUGCACACACAUACAUAAACACAUAUAUACAUACCAUUUAUACUAAACAAAUGGAUAUUAGACAGAUAAAAGAAGGAAGGAGAAAAUGUUGUGAAGUAGGAGUGCAUAACCAGAAGAAAUUUUAAAAACAUUAUUUUACCAUAAAAAUAGUAUGCAUAGACAAAAUCAAAGAAACAUAAACAUUAAAAAUAAAAGGAAGGGGUUGGGGAUUUAGCUCAGUGGUAGAGCGCUUGCCUAGCGAGUGCAAGGCCCUAGGUUCGGUCCCCAGCUCCGAAAAAAAGAAAAAAAAAAAAAGAGAGGUAGAAGGAGAAUCAGAAGGAUGGAGUUGGGGCUUGAGAGAUGGUUUAGUGGUUAAAAAUAAAAGGAAGUCUUUUUUUUAAAAAUCAAAAAAAAGCAUACUACAAAAGAAAAUCAAAAAGAACAAAAAAAUUAAUGACACAGUCUAGGGGUCUGAGGCUGGUAAGUUGGCUCAGCAGCUAAGAACAUGAACCAAGUCUCAGGGAACAGAGCUCAGGGCAGCCAUGGUCAGAUGCGGGGCAGGGGUGUGAAGGGAAGCCUGGUCCUCCCCCCCUUCCUGCAUCUGAGUUCCUCAUCCCCUGGAGCCCUUUGUGAGCACAGCACUUGGGUGGCACAGACCGUGCAGGGCACUGUGUGUCUUUCUUCAUCUGCAGGUGGCACUGACUUGAUAUACAUCAGAUCCCAACAACAACAACCUUCGGCUCCAUGAUGGAUGUGUGUUUGGCCAUGGGAGAGGGACAGGAGGGACCUGGUUAGUGCCAAGUGGGCACACGUCCCUCUCCAUGGGGGAUAUAAAGGGAACCCUGUGAGGAACCAGAGCACACACUUCCAGGGUGAGCUGCCUUGUGUGAGAGCCCAGUGACUGGAGAUGAAGAGCCGGCUCCUCACCGUCCUGCUGCUGGGGCUGAUGGCUGUCCUGAAGGCUCAGGAAGCCCCACCUGAUGACCAGGAUGAUUUCUCUGGGAAGUGGUACACAAAGGCCACAGUAUCUGACAGAAACCUUACCGUUGGGAACAACCCAAAGAGAACUCUCCCUAUGAUGGUUUCCAACAUGGAUGGAGGGGACUUGUAUGUCAAAAUAAAGAUUUGGGUUACUGGAUAUUGUUAUAACAUAGAAGUUCACUUGAGAAAAACGAAUGAGCCUCUCAAGUACACGGCCUUGAAGGGUACAAGUGUCAUCUAUAUUGUGAAGAUCCCUGUGAAGGACCACUGCAUCUUCUUCUGUGAAGGCAAGCGCCACAGGAAGAGAUAUUGCAAGGCGAAACUGGUGGGGAGAGACUCUAAGGACAACCCAGAGGCCAUGGAGGAAUUCAAGAAAUUUGUAAAGAGCAAGGGAUUCAGACUGGAAUACAUCAUUGUCCCUGAGAGAAGGGAACACUGCUUCUCUGACAGUAAAUAAAGUAACCGGCCUUCAUGGAAAUCCAUCAAAAAUCUAUCAUCAUGUAUUCUUCAAUUGGAGGCUCCAUAUUUAGAUCAUUUCUCAUCCAGUUAUGUAGAAAUGGUCUACUCAAGAAGCGAUCCCUGGGGGUCUGGAGAGGUGGCUCAGUGGAUAAGAGCAGUGAGUGCUCUUCCAGAGGUCCUGAGUUCAAUUCCCAGGAACCACAUGGUGGCUCACAACCAUCUGUAAUGGGAUCCCAUCCUCUGUCCUGAAGACAACUACAGUGCAUUCACAUACAUAAAAUAAAUAAAUAAAACUAAAAUAAAAAACGAUGAAGAAGCAA